Messenger RNA from Polistes canadensis, 2661 nucleotides. RefSeq names its product wee1-like protein kinase. The transcript is spliced from 4 exons. NCBI's taxonomy places the organism in Eukaryota, Metazoa, Arthropoda, Insecta, Hymenoptera, Vespidae. The record is from RefSeq and is a predicted model, not a curated record. Gene Ontology annotation, biological process: protein phosphorylation; mitotic cell cycle. Gene Ontology annotation, molecular function: ATP binding; non-membrane spanning protein tyrosine kinase activity; magnesium ion binding. Gene Ontology annotation, cellular component: nucleus. The coding region runs from base 184 to 1968 and encodes 594 amino acids.
GUCUCGUAUUCAAGCUUGUGCCACCCGCCAUAACGAACGCUUCUUUAUACGAACGAGUUCGUUUGAAUGAGCCAUUCCAACGUGUGUCAAGAAUUGUGAAUUAGUGUUUGUUCUUAGGUGUGAAAAUUUAACUUCACACGAGAUAAUUGCAUACGACAAGACUUAUGGUGACAAUAUAAAGUCAUGGAAGUUGCGCGAAAGUUGCAUUUUGAUGCAUGUGAUAUUGAAGACGAGGAACUCAAUAUAAGCAGCAUUGGAAACAAUUCAAGUUGCGAUAUCGAAGAUGUUUUGGAUUCCUCGACAGAAUAUUCCCUAUCUACGCUACAACCGAAAAAAUUGGCUUAUAAUAGUUCACCCGAUAGUGAUCUCAAUGAUAGUUUUACAAUACCGCAUAAUAACAAAAUACCGACCAUUAGUGUGACAGGACCUACUGGUAUAAAAAUUCCAUCUCGUGAAACUGGCAGUUCACAAAAAAUGUCUUUAGCUUGUAGCCCUCCAUACAAGCGCGUCAGAGCGUUGAGAUUAUUUGAUUCACCAGCUACACCUAAAACUUUGAUGGAAAAAAGUACAACGCAUACUCCGCUUCCUAACAAAUGUUCUAGAUUUUUCAUAUUGGAGAAACCUAGACCUGUAGCUAGUAGUUACCAAGGUAAACCAAAUAAACCUGCAGCCAAUGUUAAUCCUUUUACGCCAAGUGGAAUGUUAAUAACAGCAAGAAAAAGAAGCAGAUCAAAACGCAGUCUCAAUGGAUCCCCAGACAUUCCUAAUGAUAAGUUUGAUCUCGCUGACUCUGAGGAUUCUGAUAAUGAAAUAGAACAACCAACUAAACGUGUUGCUUUACACGAAUCCAACAUUCCCAGGUACCAUAGAGAGUUCCAUGAACUUGGCUUGAUUGGUACUGGCGAAUUUGGUUCUGUUUAUAAAUGUAUUAAUAGAUUAGAUGGUUGUGUUUAUGCUAUUAAAAAAAGUAUUAAACCUAUAGCUGGAAGUAUCAAUGAAAAAAAUGCAUUAAACGAAGUAUAUGCCCACGCUGUUCUUGGCAAGCAUCAACACGUUGUACGAUAUUAUUCAGCGUGGGCAGAAGAUAAUCAUAUGAUUAUACAAAAUGAAUAUUGCAAUGGUGGUAGUUUGGCGGAUGCCAUAUUAAACUUGCAUAAUGAAAAGAAACAAUUUUCUGAAACAGAAAUGCGCCAAUUAUUAUUACACGUUGCUGAAGGUUUAAGAUAUAUACACAGUGUUCAGUUAGUGCAUAUGGAUAUCAAACCUGGAAAUAUAUUUAUUUCUAAGGAAAAAAGGUUGCUUGCUGUUAAUUAUGAUUCUGCGGAUGAUGGUUUUGACGAAGAAGAAAUAGUUGAAGAGGAAAUUACAUAUAAAAUUGGAGAUUUAGGCCACGUAACAUCUAUUAGUAAUCCGCAAGUGGAAGAAGGCGAUUGUAGAUAUUUGCCAACCGAAAUCUUACACGAAGAUUUUAAUCAUUUAACGAAAGCUGAUAUCUUUGCCUUGGGUCUUACAGUAUAUGAAGCUGGAGGUGGUGGACCACUUCCCAAAAAUGGUCCCGAAUGGCAUGAUAUUCGAAAUGGAAAUUUGAAAGAAUUACCAGCAUAUAGUAGAGAUCUCAAUGAUUUGCUAAAGUUGAUGAUUCAUCCAAAUCCUGAAAUGAGGCCAUCAGCCAUAUCUCUUAUUCAACACAGAGUACUAUGUCCAUAUGGAAAUAAAACGAAAGCUCAGCUUCGACGUGAACUAAAUGCUGAAAAGUUGAAGAAUGAGAUUUUAUCAAAACAAUUACAAGAAGCAGCUAAGUGUAUCAAAACGUUUGCUCCUAACGUAGCUGCAAUAAAUAACACAGUUAAUUCUGGAGGAUAUAGAUUAAGAUCUGCAACGAAUAAAGCAUCAAGCAUAGAACAUAGAACAUCGAACAGAGUUAUUGGCAAAAAGGUCAAUCGUAGCAAUAGCAAUACUAAUUUUUGAAUAUAAUCUAUUGCUUUUUACAUUUUAUUAAAAGUUAAACAAAAGAUAAAGAUGCUACAGAAUGAUAUUUCUGUUAAACAUCUUAAUCUUAAUAUUGUGAUAUCCUAUUAAUUGUAGUUUCUUUCGAAAGGUGAGCAGCAGCCAACUCUCAAACUUUCAUGUCAUUGUAAUAUUAUAGAACAUUGAUUUCAUUCUUAUUUAUAAAAUAGAUUUAUUAUUAUUAAAUCUUGUUUAGAAAUAUAAAUGGAUUUGGGAAUCAACAAGAAGAAACAAUAUUAAGUGUAAUUUAUAAGUAACAAUUGAUUCAAUGAUAAUAUUUCAAUGAUAUAAAGUGCAGUGUGUAAUUGCAUGAAACUAUAAUUAAUCUUUUUUUACUGUGAUGAAGACUGGUAUAAAAAGUGUGUCUUUUAUACAAAAACUAAGAAUUUUAUUAGAAAAUUUCCUUAGCUUUUGUUUCGCAGAACAUCUUUAAAAAAAUCAAAAUCACAUGUAAUAUUUCACAUUACACAACUGUAUUCUUCUUGAUUAUCAUUGUUACGAAUAUAUUCACUUUUUUCUUUUUUACUGGAUAAUAUGGUUAAUGAAAAUAAUUUGGUACGACAUUAUAUGACAUAUAAUAUGAUUGAUUAUGAUUGUUGUACAUUUUUCGAACUUAUGUGCAAAAUAAAUCUGUGCACUUAACGUUUUUAAAUC